CUAGCUGUUGGUUCCACCACAGAGAACACGCAGCAAAUUAAGGAGAAAAUAGGAGGGGGAGACUGAGAGUCUGAGGCUGAGAGGGUAGCAGCAAUGGCGGACCUUGUGCUUGGGUUGGCCAAGUCGGCGGUGGAGGGGACGCUGACGAUGGCUAAAUCGGCGAUGGAGGAGGAGGCGAAGCUGAAGAAGGGCGUGCAGCGUGACCUGAUGCUUAUCUCGGAUGAGUUCGAGAUGAUGCACUCUGUCCUCAACGUCGCCAAGGACCACGUCACCGACGACGACGUGACGCGAACCUUGGUGAGGCAAGUGCGCAACAUGGCGUUAGACGUGGAGGACUGCAUCGAGUCUGGUGUCCACCUGGAAGACAAAUCCAACUGGUGGCGCCGCUUGCUACCGCCGUCCUGCGUGCCGGCUGCGCCGCCCGGGGCCGAUCUGGACGCCACCGUCGCCGACAUGGAGCUGCUCAAGGCAAGGGUUGACGCCAUGGGUCACCGGAACAUGCGCUAUAGCCGCGUCGGUGAUUCUAGCUCCAAGAAGCCUGGCAACAAGCAGACGCAGACGCAGCAGCAGGCUGUAGUGACCACUACUGCAGCAGCAGCAUCAUCUGGCGGCAUCUUUUCUAUGGUGAGGUAUGCAGCGGAGAACCUGAGCAGUCCAGUGGAUCUUGCCACGUUGAUCAACAAGAAAGAUACUACAUGCCCUCAUCAGGAGCAGGGCUCCCCUAUGUCGUCGACCGCCGCAGCCGGUGUCCUUCGAGUCAUCUCAGUGGUGGGAACAAGAAGCGAUCUGGGGAUGAUGUCCAUCAGGAAGGCGUAUGACGACCCAGAAACCUGCAGCAGCUUCAGAUGCCGUGCCUGGGUGAAACUGAUGCAUCCCUUCAAUCCUGACGAGUUCAUCCGGAGCUUGCUGGCGCAAUUCUACAAAAACUAUUGCCCACAACAAGAGGUACCAGGAGAUGUCAUGGAGCCGACGGAGGUGAUGGUGGCGGCAGAUGGUGGCGUAAUCGUUGAGGAGUUCAAGAAGCAAAUGAGCAAGCAUAAGUACCUAGUGGUCUUGGAAGAUUUGUCGUCCACCAUGGUUGACUGGGAGGCCGUCAGAGCCUACCUACCUGACAAGAACGACGGCAGCUGCAUCGUCGUGCACACGCAACAGCUUGGAAUGGCAAGCUUGUGUGUCGGACAUCCGCAUCGUGUUUCGGAGCUGGAGAAGUUCUCGGCCGAUCAUUCUGUCUAUGUCGUUUUCAAGCAGGUAUAUAUGGAGGCGGAUGGAAAUGUUGAGGAAACCGUGGUGAACAUGAAGCUGAAAACUGCACGUGAGUGGCUAAACCAACAUGAACUUAUUGGUCACGAAGAGGAUUUAUACAGCCUCUUUUGCACCCGCUUCAAUGGCCGCGUGGUAUCUAUCUGGGGGAUGUCUGGUGUUGGCAAAACAUUUCUUAUCAAGAACCUGUACUACAAGCUACUAACUGGAUGGACUGAUCACAUGUUUGGUUGGGUGGAUGUAUCCCAUCCAUUGGACUUAACCAACUUGUCACGGAGCUUGCUUCUAGAUUUGAAUCUUGGGUAUCUCCAACGCGGCAUAAUGCCAACUUUCAAAGACCCAAUUCAAGCGUGCCGCGAAUAUCUGCUGAAGCAUCCCCGCUCCUUCAUUGUUAUCGAUGGUUUGCAGUCAAUAGAAGAAUGGGACUUGAUAAAAGCUGUCUGGGACAUUGCAAAUUUAUCUCUAGCCUGCAUUGUUGUCAUUACCAAUGAAGAAAGUGUUGCCAAACACUGCGCAUCAGACAGCUACUCAGUGCUGAAUGUUCAAGGUCUCGAAAUUCACCACGCCAUGGAACUCUUCCAAGAUAAGGUCGGAGGUCGGAUAGGCGAUAUGAUUGAUGAGGAAGGAAGGCGCAACAUUGUGCGCAAGUGUGGCGGACUUCCCAAAGUAAUAUGUGCUGCAGCUGAUAUUUGCCUGUCCGGCUCAUAUAUAGGGUUGCAUGAUUCCCUCAGAAAAGAUAACCUUGUCUCUGUGCUGGAGGCAAACCCACUAUAUAUCAGAGAAAACCUAGAAGAUUUGUAUGCAUGGCUACUUUCCUACUUCCAUUCCUGCCCGGAUUUUCUGAAGCCAUGUAUCUUCUACCUGUUAAUCUUCCCUCUGAACAACACCAUCCGGCGGAGGCGUUUGGUGAGGCGUUGGAUUGCGGAGGGAUAUGCUAGAGACAAUAAAGAAAGAAUAGCAGAGGAGAACGGGGAGAUGUCCUUUUCCAGGCUCGUCAAUCUGAGCAUGAUCCAGGUUCAAGGCCAACGCAGGAGCAGCGUGAUGAUGGCUAAGUGCCAGGUCAAUGGCUUCCUACGUGAAUACAUCAUCUCACGGUCAAUGGAAGAGAACCUUGUCUUUGGACUGGAGGGCCAAUCCAAAAGGGGCUUGCAACGCACGGGACGGCACCUUGCCAUAGACGAGAGCUGGGACAGAGACAGGAAUGUGUUUGGGAGCAUCGAUUUUUCACGGCUGCGGUCUUUGACAGUGUUUGGUAGGUGGGAAUCAUUCUUCGUCUCUGACAAGAUGAGGCUUCUCCGGGUGCUAGAUUUGGAGGACGUGUCUUCAGGUGUAACAAAUGGUGACGUCGAGCUGAUGGUGAAGCUGCUGCCCCGAUUGAAGUUCCUCUCCCUGAGAAGGUGUACUGGAAUCAGUCGUUUGCCAGAUUCCCUGGGAGAUCUGAAGCAGCUCCAAACUCUGGAUAUCAGGGAAACAUCUGUCGUCAAGCUACCGAAGAGCAUCGCCAAGCUAGAGAAGCUGCAAUACAUUCGUGCUGGUAGUGAGAAUCCAUCAACGGCAGCAGCAGCUCCCAAGAGCAGGAUACAGGCUACGACUAUGGCGUCCUGGUUGUCAAAGUUGAGCAUCCACCGCCGUACUGAUGACAGCUCUCACAAUGGCGUCAAGUUGCCUAGAGGGACUGGGAUUGGGAAGCUUUUCAACUUGCACACACUGGGUGUUCUUAAUGUGAGUGCUGCAGGUGACGAGGGCAUUCUGGAGGAGCUCAAAAACCUCACCCAGCUGCACAAGCUUGGGGUGUCAGGCAUCAACAAGAACAACGGCCACAAGUUUUUUUCAGUCAUCUCAAGCCUCGCACAUCUGAAAUCCUUGUCAGUCCAGGUACAGCUCGACGAGGACAGUCGUCAGCCUAGCUGCUUGGAUGGCAUCUCCACCAAGACUAGAGAGAACCUGCAGAGCCUUAAGUUGUAUGGACUCCUACACAGGUUGCCAGUAUGGACCAAGGAGCUUCAGAAUCUCAGAAAAUUGAGUUUACAUAUGAUUGUGCUAACACAAGAGGGGAUACAUCUACUUGCAGACUCAGCGACCUCUCCUACAAAAUAG
Messenger RNA from Sorghum bicolor (sorghum), 3357 nucleotides. RefSeq names its product probable disease resistance RPP8-like protein 2. The transcript has 5 exons. Gene Ontology annotation, biological process: defense response to other organism. NCBI's taxonomy places the organism in Eukaryota, Viridiplantae, Streptophyta, Magnoliopsida, Poales, Poaceae. The record is from RefSeq and is a predicted model, not a curated record. Gene Ontology annotation, molecular function: ADP binding. The coding region runs from base 94 to 3357 and encodes 1087 amino acids.